Molecule: messenger RNA, 1283 nt
Organism: Egretta garzetta (little egret)
Lineage: Eukaryota; Metazoa; Chordata; Aves; Pelecaniformes; Ardeidae
Gene: RUNX3
Product: RUNX family transcription factor 3
Exons: 6
Coding region: 1-1053 (350 amino acids)
Biological process (GO): hemopoiesis; neuron differentiation; regulation of transcription by RNA polymerase II
Cellular component (GO): nucleus
Molecular function (GO): ATP binding; RNA polymerase II cis-regulatory region sequence-specific DNA binding; DNA-binding transcription factor activity, RNA polymerase II-specific
Source: RefSeq, a predicted model, not a curated record
AUGGCUUCCAACAGCAUCUUCGACUCCUUCGCCACCUACUCCUCCGCUUUCCUGCGCGUUCAGGAGCAAAUGCUCGAGCUGGUCGUGGCUGCGAGGACCCAGGUCGUUGCCCUCGGCGAUGUGCCCGAUGGGACGGUGGUCACGGUGAUGGCAGGGAACGACGAAAACUACUCGGCGGAGCUCCGCAACGCCUCCGCCGUGAUGAAAAACCAAGUAGCAAGAUUUAACGACCUCAGAUUUGUUGGGAGAAGCGGCAGGGGAAAAAGCUUUACCCUGACGAUCACCGUGUUCACCAACCCCACCCAAGUCGCUACCUAUCACCGAGCCAUCAAAGUGACCGUAGACGGACCCCGGGAGCCACGAAGGCACAGACAAAAGCUAGAAGACCAAGCCAAACCCUUCACCGACCGCUACGGGGAGCUGGAACGGCUGCGCCAGUCCAUGAGAGUCACCCCAACAACACCCAACCCCCGCGGAUCCCUCAGCACCCCAAGCCACUUUGGGUCCCAGGCUCAAACUCCAAUACAAGGCACGUCAGAUCUGAGCCCCUUCUCUGACCCCCGGCAGUUUGAUCGCUCCUUUCCGACGCUGCCAGCUCUCACCGAGACCAGGUUCUCCGACCCGCGGAUGCAUUACCCCGGCGCCAUGUCCGCUGCCUUCCCUUACACCGCGACGCCCUCCGCCACGGGCAUCGGGGGCAUCAGCAUGACCAGCAUGCCCACCACGACGCGUUUCCACCACACUUACCUGCCGCCCCCCUACCCCGGCUCCACGCAAAACCAAAGUGGACCCUUCCAGGCCAACCCCUCUCCCUACCAUUUGUACUACGGCACAUCUUCGGGCUCCUACCAGUUCUCCAUGGUGGCGGGCGGCGAGCGCUCCCCGACCCGGAUGCUCUCUUCUUGUACAAGUGCCUCAGCGGGGAACAACUUAAUGAAUCCCAACCUGGGCAAUCAGAACGACGGCGUGGACGCGGACGGGAGCCACAGUAAUUCACCGACAACCAUGACAACUACUGGGAGGAUGGAUGAGUCGGUCUGGAGACCCUAUUAGGAGGAACUCAACUGGGCACCGAUAGCUUUAACUUAAUCAGCCACGUUACUCCUUUUGGUAGUGAAUAGAGCAAAACGAUGCCUAGGGAAAAGGUAAACCAAAGUCUCCCAAACCAAAAGCAAACCAGAAUCCUCUGCAUGCAAGCAUGGGCAAACAUCAAGCGAAGAUGGACCAGGACCUACGUUACAUUUCAAGAUGAACGUCCACGAGGCUUGAAUUUGUCGCUUGAU